Molecule: messenger RNA, 816 nt
Organism: Adineta ricciae
Lineage: Eukaryota; Metazoa; Rotifera; Eurotatoria; Adinetida; Adinetidae
Source: the annotation of a GenBank genome assembly
AUGAGUGGUACAACGACAUUAUCUUUACCAUCUAAUGGAUAUAAUUUUGUUGCGAUAGCCAAUCAAGCAACUUCCUAUGCUUUUUCAGUUACAAUGGUGUUCAUAGUGUUCACAAGUCUUUUAAAUGCUUGUGUUCUUUGGCGUCGUGCUCUACGAUUAUCUUCGUGUACUUAUUAUUUUCUAGCUUCAAUUCCACCUGUUUUAGCUUAUGUCAUUGUAACACCUUUGAAUACUAUACUCAUAUAUUAUUUUGGUUUUCGUAUGCAUAGUACACCAAUAAAUUNAAUAAAUACUUUGGAUAAAGAAUAUUUCUUUGUAAAUGCGCAUUCAUCGACAACAUUUAAAACACCUCGUGAACGUCAACAAAGCCAAUUUACAUCGAAUACUGUUCAUGCAUGCAUUGAUACAGCAUUGGAUUCGUUAAAUAUUGCUACACAUGCCAGUGCUAUAAUAUUUUCAUUACAAAAUAUUUUCAAUUUAAAUAGAAUUCAAUCGAUUCCAUCGGCAGUGGUUGAUCAUGUUCGAGGACUUCUCGAUAGAACAAUGUCUAUUUACUCUCGAUCAAUUCAACAAGCACGUGAUGGAACAAAUUGUUUACUUUAUGCAAUUGAAGAAAAUAAUAAUACUAAAAACAAUUCUGCAAUUGAGAAAUCAAUGGAAAAAUACAAAAGAAUCUAUCGAGAAGCUCAAAAUGGAGAAAAUUAUGUUAGAGCUCUAGCAGAAUCACACAAAGAACUUAUUGAUGAAGUUGAGAAAGCCGAACCAGAUGAAACAACGGAAGUACGACAAGAAGCGAAGAAAUCAUCAAUAUUAUGA